Molecule: messenger RNA, 9134 nt
Organism: Monomorium pharaonis (pharaoh ant)
Lineage: Eukaryota; Metazoa; Arthropoda; Insecta; Hymenoptera; Formicidae
Product: GS homeobox 1
Exons: 2
Coding region: 7893-8861 (322 amino acids)
Biological process (GO): regulation of transcription by RNA polymerase II
Cellular component (GO): nucleus
Molecular function (GO): DNA-binding transcription factor activity, RNA polymerase II-specific; RNA polymerase II cis-regulatory region sequence-specific DNA binding
Source: RefSeq, a predicted model, not a curated record
AGAAAGGAGAGAAAGAGAGACUAAGACUGAAAAAAUAUAGAAUAAUGGAAAAAAUGAAUGACCGGCGAAAUAGGUCAAAAAGAGGAAGAGAAAAGUAAGCGUCCCUCCUGCACGUGGAAUAAAACACGCGUAACACGGGUGAAAUUACCGAAUAAUCCACGCUAGGAUGAUCCUAUCACCGCGGGAGCGAUCAUUGUUGUCGACAAUAGAGCGCGAAACAAUAUUGUAACAUCGCCAACAAAAGGCCAUCAAUGCUCUUUCGUUUUUGAACCAAAUAAAUCUUUAUAUUACAUCUCGUUUGACGUGAUCGAUUAAUUAAAGACAUGAAUAAAAGCUCGAGAGCAGCGAUUCAUAAUCGAAUCUAUCAGUUUUAAUUGUCGGCAUUUAAAUCAAUCAAGGAAAAUUUUAUAUAUUUCUUCUUUAUCUCUAUACAAUUACAAAAGAGAAUUUGCGAUUAAGUAACAUUGUUACAUUAUCUUUAAAGGUUGAAUGGUUGCUCCGCAGAAAACGAAAGUAACGCAAUUCUUGACUAAAAUCGUUUCAAGGUUUCGACAGAGACGAAGAUAUUAAGACCAGAAGUUUCCUCAUUAGGAAAACGUACUACAAGUUUCUGUGAGCGCCGACAUUUAACUCUAGCAGUCCUGAGAUAUCUCAAUCUCCGAAAUGUUACAAAUUUUUAACAAGUUAAAGAAUAAAAACAACUUAUAUCACAACUUAUAUUAAGUUUUACUAAAAUUUAUCGCAGGAAAAUCCACGUAAUCAAAGAGAAAUAUUAGAAGAAAAAAAUCCUCAAUCACAAAAAAUAAAAGUUCUUAUGAAAAAUUAAAAAAAGAGAAAAAAAGAAAUUAGUAAAAGAAAGUAAAUAACUAACAAAGAGUGUUUCAGAUCCUUCAGAAAAUGACAUCAAAUUUCUAGAACAGUUAAUUCUUUCUUAACACACAGAAGUUAUCGAGCUAAGGAGAAACUUUCAACCUCUGUAGAAACUUCGAAAUUGCUACAUAUCCAUUUGGAAUCCGUAGUGUAUUCGACGAAUCCAAGACGAAUAGUUACUUUCGAGAAAACUUCCUACGUGACUUUCAUCGCUGAAAAAAAAAAGAAAGGAAAAGAGAGAGGGAGAAAGAAUUUAUUGUUUCUUAAAAAUAUUCCUAAUAUAAAAAAUUGAUGCCAAUAAUGUUAACAAAAUUUUACACUGGCCCUCGCAAAAGUAUAAUAAGUUCUGAUGUAUACUUAUGUUAAUAAUUACAUCAAAAGACAAGAUCUACUAACUCGACUGGAAAUAUCCUUUCGCUCGUCAAUCUAAUCUUCCCGAAAAACAAACGUCCUUAAAAUUCUACUUUUCCGAAAAGGGUUAAGUGAUCCUUUGCUACGGUGCAUCGACGCAAGUAAAGCAAAUUGUCGCAGCUGAUCAGCGCGCAGCGUCCUUUGUGAGGCGCAUCGACAAUGUGACGGGGGUGGAUACGGUGGCCUAGCGCUACAUAGGAUUUUUGCGAGUCUUCGCUCUUUCGACUAUAGCCGAAUUAUUUGCCCGACGUGGCAGCAAUGGGAAAUACCCGAAAUCGUAUUUGCCAUUCCCAUCAUAUCCAUCGGCGCCGCUUUUUUCUCUCUUUUCCCAUUCACAGAUGACCAACGACGUGGGUUGUUCGACUCAAAUGGGAUGCUCCUUUGUGAGCUCCGUAUUCCGAGCGGAGAAUGCACGUUUUUUUUUCCGCCGGGUGAAAUGAGCCGAAGUCUAAUUUCCGAAGUUCUACCUCGGAGACCGAAAGAGAGGGAGGACGAUGGAGGACUGGGGGAUGAUACUAUCGAUGGUGAAAGGAGUAAAGACUCCGAAGGAGCAGCGAGUUUGUCGAGGACAUCAAUCUGCCGAGUGUCCCCGUGUGUACACAUCGGGAAAGAAAAACCUGAUUCCAUCUUUCAUGUACUUCGAUCAAGAUCGAUGUUUUGGAGGGAGAUCUCGAAGGGCCUGGAUUAAAAUAGCUCACGUAAGGGUUAUUGUCCACUGUUUUCAUGUUAUACGCUUUAUCGCGUUUAUCUCGUACAAUCCUCCGUUUUGUGUGAUCCUCAGUCUUUUUUUUUGCCAACAAACGUUAGCAUAAAGCUCGGUUAGCAACUACCAAUGCGUAAAAUCUUUCGCGGCAAUCUGACGUAAAGUUUGAAUACAAAUCGUAGUGUCAUACUGGAAUCGAUGAAGCAAACAUCACUGUUCCAACAAAAAAAUCUAAAGCUAAGAUAAAUGAUUGUUGCGUCAUCGACUAAAUCAUUCGAUAAAAAUAGAAUAUAAUAAUAAUAAAACAAAAAAAUUUAAUCGUAUUAAUCGUGAAUUUAAUCGCUUAAAUUGUUCAUUAAAUAUAAAUAGUUAUUAUUUAUUUACCAUUAGUAAGAGUACAUUAAUUAAGCGCACAUCAAUAAUUAAAAAAAUAAAUCUUUCAAGCUAUAAAAAUGUAAAUUUUGUGCCGUUACUAUGGUUAUAUGAAAAAUUCAAUUUGUCAAGCCGAGAGAUUUGCGGAUGACUUUUAUUCGAUUAGACGCGAAUAUGAAAAGUUCUCAGCGGAUUCUCUCACGAUGUACGACAGUUCGCAGGCGGAACUUUCAGCCUCAUUCCACCGCGGCCGAUUGAAAAAUGGCGACGUAAAUAGUCCAAGUUGUCAGCUAAGAUUGACGUCAACCGUGAGUUUUGUCGGGUUCGCAUUACCGCGAGAAAGACAAAAUGAAAUUUACCUCAGACUUCAAUGGAAGUAACAGAUAUCUUUCCCAACUGAGUCAUAGUAUUUUAUUGUGUUCAGAGGUAGAAUAGUCGUAAAACUUUCUUUAAGGAUCGCAUACGAAUUUCUAAGUUGAACGGAUUGGAUUAUUCGGUCCGAUAUAUAACUCAAUAUAUUCUAAUUGUUACACACGCAGAAAAAGACAAAAAACACAUUUCGAGACUUUUUAGGAGUGGUUACAGCUUUAGAUGCUGAAAUGUGUUUUGUCUACCAUUGCGAUACGAUUUCGUCGAAAUAAAAGUAAGUUUCUUUUUCCGAGAAAAAGUACGAUCGAAUAUUCGCCCCGCAAAAAUGACAAGUCAACCGCUGAUAUGAGAAGACGAGAGAAGGUGGAAAAUUUAAGAGAAGAGGUGAGAAGUGUCGAAAUGCGAUUUGCGGAAGUUGAGGGUGGAAGUUCUCCCUUCCGGCUCGUUAAGCGUUAAGCCGUCAGUUCCAGACAUCUACAGUCGAAGUUUAUGUUUGGUUUUUCGAGAAAAAUACGACGUCUGUGUAAUACGUUUACUGACAUUUAUGUAAGCCUCAGAGUGCAUCAGAAGGUUAAUGCCCAAGCACUUAUCGUCGAAACGCAACCCGAGAAAGUCUCUUCGAUUCUUUAGCUUUAUUUCGCGAUUUUCUGGACGGAAUACCCGAGGUAUGUUUUCAAAUAUUUAGCUUGCAGUCUCGAGCAUUUCGCAAGACCUGCCACCGGCGAUAUUGCCUCGCAACAGGAUACCUUGAAAGUUUCACAACGGGGAAUAAGUUCGCCUCGGCUAAGCCGAAUCGUAUACGACAGCGAUUAUCCCGAUAUUCCGGAGAGAGAUUUUUCAAUUCGUGUUUAGAUUCCAUAUCCUGAACCGAUUUUCGCGUCAACCUAGCAUAAAGUGAUGUAACGUGUUACAAGGAUAUUAUUAUAAUAAUGUCGACAACGCGUUUACAUCGAGAUAUCUGUGGAUGUUACGUUUUUACCUCAAAUUAACAAUAAGCAGAUUCUAUCGUGACCGCGGUAAACGAUUAUUACCCCAAGUUUCCCGAUAUAGUUCGCUUUGAUUCAAUUAGCUCUGAGCAUCGAUCGAUACUGGAUUCGGAAUCGAGACCAUCUCGUACCGAAAUCAAAUGGAAAAUCACCUUUCCAUGCACGUAUAACGUUUCCAUUACAACGAUUAUAUUCACGAUCGUUUUGAUUAAAGAAAAAAAAAAAAAACGAAUGUACCACUAAGAUUUCACACAAUUAUCAUGACUCACCCUGAAUAAUAAAUGACAAACAUUUUAUAAGAACUAUGUGUACUAUGCCGUAUAUAAAAUAAUUAAAAUCUUAAAUAUUAUACUAUUAUCACUGUGAUGCUACGCUUCGCUAUAGCUGUUACUGAUUAAAAAUUGCGACGCUUCAAUGCUCACGAAACGAAAAUUCUGAGUACUCAUGGCCAUAAAGAUUGGACCACUAUUCGAAACCGUAAAAGGGUAGUCACGCCCCGGAUAAAAGGGAGCAACCAAUAGGACGACUCCAGGUAGAGGGUCGUGCACGAAAUUAAAAUAUCCUUCCUACGUAAUGAUGCUACAGAUACGCUGCUAAGGACGCACGUGAGUCCGCAGGACGAGGACUGUAUGGUCCGAAUCGUUCCCUUUGCGACGAGAAGGGUGGUUCUCGACCCUUAGUCGAAGGGUUCCGCCGGUAUCCCCUUGGAAUCGCGGAUCCGGCGGACAUAUGCUGACGCUGAAGGGAGAGAGAAGCGUUAUUGUAUUAUUCACGACUCUCGGCCCCGUAAGAUAACGUUGCUGUGAUUUUUAAUAGGCGGACGCAAAGAUGUGAAAGUGCGGGGGGUGUGCCCCUUCGUGUAUGCCUCGAUAAUGGGAUUAGUCGUGUUGUUAGGGGGGUUUAAAAUCGCGGCUAUGUUUUCUCAACUUCACCGGCGCGCGCUAAAUAAUACGGUAUAUUAUCCGCCAAUAUCGAGACAUUUAACCCUUAAAGAUUAUCGCGAUCCAAUGUAAAUUUAUCAUUGACGAUAAUAGGGCGAUAUAUGUAGAUGCAUAAAGUUCUAAUAAAACUUAAUUUAAUUAAUAAAACAUUUUACAGCAAGAAACUUGAAACUUCUUUUCAAAAAAUAUUUCUUUGAGAAUUUAAUUUAACAAUUUAUUAUCGAUUAAAAAAGAUCUCGUUAUUUAUUAAUAUUUUUUUACAGUUAAGCAAGCCAAAUAGUUUUGUAAUUAUCAAUGCAGCAACUUAUUUAUUUCUCUUCCGGGAUAUUUUAUUAAAAUGUAUUAUCAUUGUAUCAUAUUGCUCCAAUUUUGUCCCAAUCACGAAGCGAUCAUCAGGUCGCGUUUACCCCGAUAUAACGAAUACGUCGUCGCGCGCAAUUAAUUUUCGGAUGCAUCGACAGGUGCAGCCGGCAUGGAGUCGUGCGCACAAGAAUACACUCGCGCAAUGACGAGGCCGAAACUCUGAUCGUGAAAGUGGAUAUUCGAAACGGCGUUUCAUGUUAAACACUAAUUUUCCGCUUUAUGAGCGCAUCACACGGUUUCGUCUAUUGCGCGACUCGCUCGAUAAAUUACAGGAACGGCUAAUCAAGAAAUUAGUCGCAUGCAUGGAAGUCAAACGGUAUUAACGAAACGUUAUUGCCUCCCUUUCCGUUGAUACGCUUCGCUGUACCGCGAUGGCGGAUUCUCCGAGAGAAUCUCAAUACAAAUAUGUUACUCGCGGAUGCAAUAUGUUUUCUACUUAAAAUUCAGAUGCAUAGAUUCUAUGAAUAAUGAUUAGGUUUUUAUUUGCGGGAAUAAAAAUCCAAUAAAUAACUGACAGAUCCUAUAAUAUAUUAUAGAUUCCAUUAUAAGAUUGUGCAAAUGUGUUUGCACUUAUUGCUAAAAUUUGCAAUUACUUAGCUAGUAUUUAAUCAUAAUUUCUUUCGCAAUUUGAUUAAAAUGUAUUACAAUUAAUAGUAAAAUAAAAAAUAAUCAUUUUUUUGCGCUAGAAUCAUAUAAAAAUAUCAUAUGUUAAAAAAUUCGAUAAAAUAUAUUACCAAGUCCUUCAAAUAGACAAAACGUUUUCUGACGAUUCUCGAUAUUCAUCAGUCAACAUCAUAUUCGAACCAUCAAGAUAUCUUAUCUGAUAGAUUUUGUAUUCCGUAGUGCUCUCGUCAUUUUUCUCUCAUUAUUCUCGCAACAGGCUUUUAUUUCAGUUGCAGGAUUUCAUUAGCGUGAUGUACGGGGAUGCAAAUUCUCGUAAAGAGAAAGAAACAAGAAGUAAACAAAAAAUAAGACCGGCGAAGUCUCGGUUUCUAAGACGGAUCCAAGAUUUGAUUUGAGCUUCCCUGGUGAAUAUCGACCCGCGCGACGGGAAACGAAUUUACGUUUCGCCCCUUCGGAGAGAUACCGACGAAAAGCGGUUUCGUCUGUAAACCGACGCCCAUCACACUGACAUAAUCUCAUUCCUAUGAAACUCCGCCUACGUAAUAGACAACAAUAAUGUCGAAAUUUAUUUUCCCGCGGAUUUCCGGAGAUCUUGUGACUCGUGAAUCAAAUAUUUAUAAAAAUAGAGGUUUACCAGGUUUCUUAACUUGUAUACGAUAAUUUAAACGUUCUUCUCAUAAUCUCCGAAUACACAAUUAUGUUAAUCAAUCAUUUGUCUCUACAUAAAUUUUACAAUUUUCAACUCUUUAAGAACUAUCUAUUCAAAUAAAUUUUACAUACAUGAGGAUUAUUAAAAAACGAUAAGCAGCGGAAAAUUAGAGGUACUAGUGUUAAACCUAUUCUCUCUUAUUCUUGUUCUAAAAUAUGCGUUAGCAGCUAAAGGUCAGAUUAAAUAAAUAUAGAUGAAUUCAAUUAUGUUAUUACAUUCAAUAUUAAUUUAUUAUUUCACGAAAUCUAUUCUGGCGUCAUUUGCCUAAUUUCGCGCGGCUGGAGACUACUAAUGAUGCCUUCCACAACCCGAAGUAGGUACCAACGUCUUUAGUCAACUCCUCCUACCAACUUAUCUUGAUUACCCGCGCAGAUUCUUCAGCACGUUCCAAAGAAGCCCAGUUGAUAAACGUUGACGAGGAAAAAAGGUGGAAGAGAGCACGAAACUGUUCCAACCUUGUCCGUCAGAAAAAGAAAAAUCGCAGGAUGAAAGGAUCUUUCUUUUUCCAUUGUUUUCGUCGAAACCGUAUGAAUUCAGGUCAUCGUUUAGAUUUAGAUAAAGAAGAUUAUAUCAACAUCAAACGCACGCUAUAAUGAGAUCCAUUAGUGAUAAUCAUUAGUAUCUCCAGAUAAUAAUUUGCACAAUGAAACGUGCCUUUCACGAAACGCUUGAUUCUUAUAAAUCAUCUUAUAAAACUGUACAUGAUUAUUUCUAUUUCUUUUAUUCAAAAUGGUUUAAUUAAACCUCUCUCUCAUACAGAGUUAAGAAAUAUCUUUAAAGCUCUUUAUUAACUUAAACAUAUUAGAGAAAGAAAUAGAAAGUCUAAUAUUUGCAUUAGCUCGUUUCCAUCGAUUUAAAUCAUACUUUGAGUUCAUUGGUUGUACUCCGAAACGGCAGACAUAGAUUAUGGCGGGGUUGGAGCAUUGAUAAUAAUAGAAAGAUGGGUAAAGAGGCCGUAUAAAAUUUCCGGCGAUAUUAGCCACCCGUCGAAUUAGUGCUGCGAGAAAAUGCCCUACUCACUGUCGUUCCCCAGGGAGUGUAGUUAGGGUGAACCCCGGACAGGGCACCCUCAUAGAGAAAAAGGGCGGGGCCCCGUAUAAAGGGCCCCGAAUCAAAAACCAACCCCUGGGUGGAGUUUGCACCCCGUAUAUAUACAACGCGUCGAGGGUCCUCGAAAUAUAGAAUUCGAUGCACCUUCGUGCAGCUAGGAUCUACGAGUUAAUAUUUGUCUCGCAACUUCGUGUUACAAUUAAAAACACUAAACAGUGCGAAAUCAAUAUCGCGAGAUAAUUCGAAAAAGGCAGAGAAAGAUAAUCGUUCUUCAAAGAAAAACCGUUGGAAAGAUUUAAGGACGCAGUGAGAUUUCAAUGUAUCGUUGUUUAGAAUAAAAAUUUCGUUAAACUCUCAAAGCGGAGCUUAAAUAGAAAGUUCAGUGCGACGAGGAGUUCUCAAUGAUCGUUGGAUUACUUUGUGUCGCGUGUGAACUCCACAGAUUCAAGUUGAACACAACUUGAACAAUUGUGUUGAACUUCAACGAAACGAAAAUGUCUCGAAGCUUCCUAGUGGACUCUUUGAUCGGCAACAACUCGCCGCCCUCAUACCCGCUACCAUACUAUGGGAAUCUACCUAAUUAUAUGUUCAAUUUCUUUAAUGUGGGUCUGGGCUACCAACCGAUCAGACCAGUGCCUAGACCACCCACCAUGCCUGUGCCGAUCAGUCCACCGACACUGGGUGUUUUGCCAAUGCCUAGACAGAGUCCUCCGUCGCCUUUGAAUAUCUCGACGAGCAGACUGCCAGACGUUUCAACACCCAGCGAGUCUCCGUCCCGCAACAGCACCCCGACGCCUCCGCCAAAAUCCCCGAGCUCCAUUAGCAACAGCUCGAAGCGCAUCCGGACCGCGUUCACCAGCACUCAGCUGUUAGAGUUGGAGCGCGAGUUUGCCUCAAACAUGUACCUGUCGCGACUACGUCGAAUCGAGAUCGCGACCAAUCUGCGGCUGUCGGAGAAACAGGUGAAGAUCUGGUUUCAGAACCGCCGAGUGAAAUAUAAGAAGGAGGAUCUGCCGUCCGGCCAAAGCCAGAAAUGCUGCUGCUUACGGACAUGCGGUAAACGAAAAGAUAGUUGCGGAGAGGAGUCGCCCAGCCGUAAGUGCGAUCAGGACGAAGACGAGAAAAGAUCCGUCAAGAGCGAGAGUGACGAUGGUAAAUCCGGUCGCGGGCUCGUUAUAGCUGAACAUCUCGAGCGAUCAAUCGCAAACGAAGACGUCGGCCCCGAGGAGAAGUUCGACUUCUCGAGAAUAAACUCGGUACAGGAGGAUCAGGUAGUCGGAUACGAAGCGCGAGAUCUCUCUCGAGGUUGUAAGAGGAAUCUGGCGGAGGCAAGCGAAGGGAGCGACAAGAGGAGGAAAAUGGAGACAGUGGUAGAUUAUCAAACUCCGGAGGCGAUUACAACUCCAGUGUUCAGAAAUAUAGCAUGCACGAAACAUACCGUCGAGAGAAUCGUUAACUCGUAGAUACGGAAGUCUGUAUAUAAGUUCUCAGAGCAUGUAAUGUAACGCAAAGCUGAAACUCUCACGAUACCUUUGCGAAUACAUAAAUUGAAUAUAUAGCUGAAUAAAUAGCUAUAAGCGGUUUAAAGAGACAAGAGAUUGUAUUAGGAUGCAUUUAACAAUUGUGAAUAUUGUAAAUAGAUUUUGUAAGAUUAUAUUGUAGUAAUAUUUUUGUACGAUUUAUGUAAAAAACUAAAAUUGUAUAUUUUUAAUAUAAAUUUAAUCUAAAUAAAUAUU